UAGACCUAACGUCCGGGGUUUGGAGGAGAACUUGGAACUGUAAUGGGUGUCCUGAAACAGCUAGGACAGCUGUUGUGGAAAAAUGUCAUCCUUCGUCGACGGGAACCGCAUGUUUUGCUGCUCGAGAUCCUCUGGCCUCUGUUAAUUUUUGGCAUCGUGGCUGUGGUGAGACAUGGAACGCCAGGAAAUAAAAGAACUACCUGUUCCUAUGCCGAUCGAGCUUUGCCCAGUUCGGGCAUGCUGCCAUUCAUACAGUCUACUGUGUGUAGUCUUCAGAAUCCAUGUGAGGCACAGGAGACCGUACAGCAACGCCAAACGUCAGCUGCCAGACUGACGUCCAUGGUUUCCGAUUUACAGCCAUAUAUAACAUCCGGAGCGUCGGUACAAGCGUUACAAACAUUAGACAGUAGUGUUAAAGUUAUACAAGGAAUAAGUUCACUUAUAAGUCCAUCCAACACUUCUGAUGAAAAUGCACUACCAGGCCUGCUGAAUUCUUUGGGCAAUGACACAUUCACAGUUAAAAAGCUGGUGAAAGAUAGUGCAGAAGUUAAACGUUUGUUGGUGGACGAGCUGAAAAUUAUGUCGGCAGAAGUAGCGGAUGCAUUUCUCAAUGCACAAGUCGACGUAUUAACAAUUUUCCAGUCCGUUGGAAAUAUAGAUCUACGUUAUAUUGUGUGUACGACAGAAGAACUGAAGAAAUACAUGAUUUUUGGUGAAAGUGUCAACGUUAGUGUAAUCUCGGACCAGCUGUGUGCUAUAGACGUAGACAAAAUACCGGCCAUUACAGACAUUGUACAGUCACAACUGGAUAUCGCUGCCAUCAUACGAGCAGCGAAAACGCUGACAGCAUUCACACAGACGUACGAAUUAGGAGAUGCCUUAGAAGACAUCGCUUCCAUGGUAGAUAUUUUGUCGGGAACCUCUUCCCUUGGAAGCUUAUUUUCCUCGGCGUCCAUGUUACAAGAGCUACCCUCUUUGCUGUCCAAACUUCCGGGAAUUCUAAAUCUUGUAACACAGGUGGAAUCGUUUGAAUCAUCAAGUAUUGACGAAUUGCUGGGAUUCUUAGACCCGAUUAUACGGAAUUUCGCUCCAAAUUUCACUGAAUGGCAGACAGUAAUGAGCUUGGUAGAUGAAGUGAAAUCCGCGGCAGAUACCAUUGGAUCAGGUGGGAAUUUUAACUUAACAGCGCUUCUGAGUGGUUUGGGGAAUCUAACCAGUAUAUCGAACACACUGAAUCUUGAUCCUGAAAUAACGUCAUUACUACAGAUGGCAGCCCAAUCGGGGGACAUCUCUUCUUCUAUACAGGCAUCAUUAGAAGGACAGCCCAUGGAUCUACGGUCAUUUGAGCAGUACCUUGAUACCGUGCAAAUUAUGAUGGAGGAGAUUGCUGGGAACGAUUCGACAAGUCAGAUGUUUUGUACGGUUGACAGUGUUUUAGACAUGCUCACCGUUAUGGUACAAUACGCCGAAGGUAUAAAACCAGAAUCGGACAUGACAUUUGGAAUAUUUGUAAUCAAUCUGAGUACCUUAGUGAGGAAUUUCCAGGCGAACAUGCUGGAUGUCCAUGGCAUCAUAAACGCUCUUGUCAACCCAAAAGUAAUAUCGGAGAUGCUUAGAGAUCCCUAUAAUUACUCGACGACGUGUCAGAUGGCUCUAGAUGAGACACUCUUCUACAUGGAUCCUCAACUAUUAGCACGUGCCAAGGAACUGAUGUGUGUGGCGAGCUUAUCUCCUUUGUUUGAGAGAUUGCAUGACGCCAUCAAUGUAUCAUCCGUCGAGAAAGGGAUGGCCGAUGCCUUUAUGAAGCUUGACAUGGGCUUAGGAGGAUACAACUGUACUGCGGGGGCACGCCUGACUAUGACGGAGCUUUACCCAGUCAUGGUGAAUCUAUCGACACGGUUUUCAGCUCUGGGGACCCCGACCUACAUAUGGGAACAGUACAGCGUGGAAUUGGACAUGCCUUUCAUGGCUGAUGACUGGGCGAGGAUCCAGAGUACUGUAGGAGAGGCGAUAGCAAACAACGUUUUGGUGCCUAUGGUUACCAUGAUGGGCCCUAUGAUGGAGAAAACACCCCUGUGGCCCGUGUUUGGACCAAUGUUCUAUAAUAUGUAUGCACAAAUGGACUCCGCGAUACAACAAAUGGAAUUCAUGGAAGAAAUGAUGGAUCCGUCCAGUGAUACAGGAAAGCUGAUGAAAUAUGUCAUUGAGUACAUGCCGGAAAUAAUGACCACCAUGAUGAAUCCGAAUUCUACUCUAAUGUUAACAGAAGCAAUGAGUUCCCCAGACCCAUUGAAGGUCAUGUGUGAGCAGCAAAUCCUACAGAAGAUGGGGAUGCCGGACAAGGUUCCCGUGGUGGAGAUGGAGACGGCCUUGUGUAAUAUCAACUGGACCGAGAUCUCUGUCGGCAUGGCGGCUUUGCUAGACUUCGAGUCCAUGAUCCAACAAGUCACUAUGUAUUUUGAACCAAAUUCUACAGUUGGAGUACCAGAACAAUUUGAUUGGGAUGGAAUGGCCUCCAACAUGGUCAAAAUGCAGAAAAUUAUUAAUGGAGAAAAUACUGCUAUGAAUGUGUUGAUGACAAUAAAUUUUACACGGAUUGAAGAAGCAAUGGCCAAUAUGAUGAUGUCCAGUUUGCCUGACAUGACUGGUAUGUUGGGAAUGGAUCCGUCAAGCAUGAACAUGACUUGGGAGGGAUUGAUAUCGGCUUUAACCGGCAUGGGAGACCUUAACAGUGGGUUGCAGCAAGCAGAUAUUGUAAACAUGUUACUGGGUAUGAUGUUAGAUGGGAACUCGACUGACAUGAUGAUGGAAGUCCAGACCAUGCAGGCAGUAUAUACCAACCAGAUGCACACAUCUCUUCAGUUCAUCAUAAAACAUCUCACCUACUUCAACAACACUGAUACCAUAGAUCUCCGGACAUAUCUCGGCUCAGCAGAACUCAACAAGAUAUUAGAUAAUAUGGUGGCUGGUCCCGACAUCAAUGGUGUUGUAUUGGAGACCGUGCAUGCUAUGAUGACAGACACAGAUUUGGUUGACCUCUUGAUGAACAACAUUGACCACCUAUGUACAAACCGUACCUUAUUUGAAGGGAUUUUCAAGGUACCCGCUGGUAACACUAUUGACCUCGGUCAGGUAUUUUCUUCUGUCUGUGGACUUGAUAUCAACAUCACCAAAAUGUUUGAGGAACUCAUACAGAAUGUUGAUGGACUGUCAGAUGUGGUUGCUAUGUACACUUCACCACCGGCAGGAUUAGUGUCGGUGAACUACACAACCAUUAUGGCUGACCAGGAUCUAGUUAGCAGUUUGAUGGAGAGCCUAUCCAUGCACUCGCCUACCAUCACCAUUGGUGGCAGUGAGAACUGGAUGAACCUAACUAUGUAUCUCGGGCAGUUAGAGGAUUUCGUGGGCAAACUAUCUACUGCCUUCACGAUGGAGAAUCUGGCAAAAUUACAAGAUCAAAGCCUUGAAUCAACGUUUUCUGGUCUGCAAUCCAUACCAGAGAUGGAAUCAAUGUUACAAAUGAUCAGUUUCUAUGUGAAAACGGCCAAGGAGAGACUCGCUCAGAGUAUAGGUAGGUUAAACGGCCAAGGAGAGACUUGCUCAGAGUAUAGGUAGGUUAAACGGCCAAGGAGAGACUCGCUCAGAGUAUAGGUCACUCAGAGUAUAGGUCACUCAGAGUAUAGGU
Molecule: messenger RNA, 3685 nt
Organism: Pecten maximus
Lineage: Eukaryota; Metazoa; Mollusca; Bivalvia; Pectinida; Pectinidae
Exons: 23
Coding region: 43-3615 (1190 amino acids)
Source: RefSeq, a predicted model, not a curated record